Phyllopteryx taeniolatus (common seadragon) is the source of this 3531-nucleotide messenger RNA. RefSeq names its product homeobox protein Hox-B4a-like. The transcript is spliced from 2 exons. The record is from RefSeq and is a predicted model, not a curated record. NCBI's taxonomy places the organism in Eukaryota, Metazoa, Chordata, Actinopteri, Syngnathiformes, Syngnathidae. Bases 1682 to 2320 code for a protein of 212 amino acids. Gene Ontology annotation, biological process: anterior/posterior pattern specification; embryonic skeletal system morphogenesis; regulation of transcription by RNA polymerase II. Gene Ontology annotation, cellular component: nucleus. Gene Ontology annotation, molecular function: DNA-binding transcription factor activity, RNA polymerase II-specific; RNA polymerase II cis-regulatory region sequence-specific DNA binding.
GGGAGUAUAUAGUAGAUUCAUACACGACGGCACCGAUGGACACAACAAUGUGAGAAUGGCAAAAGAGGCCUUUAGAUGCAGAUAAAUAGGCCUCAAGUGAAAGUUAUCAAUGAUAUUUGUCCAGCAUUUUAAAAAAAAUCCUUCCAAUUGUUGGUCAGUUUUUGUUCUUUUUGUUCUUUUUAGACUUUUUCGAUGAUACACCAUUUAACCAUUCCAAAGGCCAUCCCCUAGUAGACCUGGACUAACUCUAUUAAUGAUUUGUCGAGUCGAAAAAUAAUGCGGUCGUCUGUACUGCUCAUCUGGAGGGAUUGGUGUGUGCUUGUGUGGCGCGCACGUGUUGGGGUGUAGUUCUGAACAGUACAUUUUCUUGAAACAAAGGAGUUGGAUGUCUCCAUCAUGUAAAAUGAAAUAGCAUUUGGAGCCACAUUAAAACUGUUUGCUACAUUCUGCAAUUAUUGAUGUUCCUACAGCAUAUGUCGUCUUAUUAUUAGUAUUGUAUAAACUUAAAAACAAAUCAAAUAAAAUGUUAAUUUCAUUGUAAUCAUGUGCACCCGAUGUACAUGUUCGAUUAAGUAAAUUCUAAAAUUCUAAAAUGACUUUUGCAGUGUUGGUAUCGUAUGAUUACGAUAUCAAUCUACACGACCAUAUAGUGUGCAUUCAGAUUCAGGCCAUUUAUGACGCUGUAUUAAUUGAAAUGUUAAUUGUCCAAGGGCAAAAUCUUCCGAGUGGAGGUGUGGGCGGGAAGGCAGCUUUGUUGACAUUGAACUGAGAUGUGGAAUGACCAUGUCAUUGGUACUAAAAUGUGUGUGCAUGUGUGUGUGCGCAAAAUUAAACCGUUGCAGUAUUUAAGUGUUGCAGUUAAAUGUGGAACAAACGCGUUUGUUGCUAAUGGAAAGGUCUGCUUGUGAAUUUUCUAUCGAUCUCAAACUAGAUAUAGAUAUGUGUGACACGGCAGCACAACAGUCCACUAGGCAUUUUCCUUCUGACACAUCAUCACUGACUUACACCGGCAAAAAAGUCAUUUGAAUCGACUUAAUUCGAACAUGUCGGUUGCACAAGAUUGAAAUGUGUUGAACUGACGCAUAAUAUGUUAUUAUUUUGAAGGAGAAGAGGGGAAAAAAUUGCAUCAUACCCCAUUUUAAUUAUGUGCAAACGAUGUAUAUGAUGAAAUUAAGCACAGGAUAUAAAAAGAAUGAAUUAUUUUGAAAUUGAUUAUCAAUCUCUACAGGCAAUUAGUAAUCAAGGAAUUCUUUGCGGCACACAUUUCAUUUCUGCUUUGGUCAAGUUGAUGAGAAGCAACAAUUUGCAACUCGUGAUUUCAUUUGAGCACAACGGGUCUGUUAUUGUUAUGCCUCCGGCUACUUUUGGGGCAGCAAGCGAAAGGUGGCGAGCGGGGAGGGAGACGAGACAGGAUUGGCAAGACCUGCUUGUGAGUGCACACAAAACCAGACCUUACGACGGUGCGCGUGCGGGGGUCGUAUGUACCCAUAAUCUCAUUUCCUCGUCCACAGCGCGUCCGUGCCAUUGGCUCGCUGUAGUCACGUGCCCUCUUAACUUUGUUCACUUGACAGAAAAGUAGGAGGAUUCAUCGGAACAGGAAUGAGCGACGACUAAAGGGAUGAGAUGUAAAUGUUCGUUCUUUAUUAGAUUCAAUUCCACAUAAAGAGUGGCAUUAACGGUCAUGAGCUCCUAUUUGCUCAACUACGUGGACCCCAAAUUCCCACCCUGCGAGGAGUACUCACAUAGCGACUAUCUACCCAGCAACUCCCCGGACUAUUUGGGCUCCCAUCGGCAUGAGUCCGCCGCCUUUCAAGCGGACGCUACUCUGAAGAAUCCCCAGCAUCGCCGGCAGCGAGCGGAGCCGCAGUACGCACAGUGUCAGCCCGCCUCGGUGGUGAUGUCCACUCGCGUCCUCGUCAUUCCCCCGAUUGGCGUAGAAACGCACCCUAUCCCGGAGCAUCGCCGGGACUCGGUGAUACCCAGCCCGCCUCCGAGUGAGCAGCCACCUCCCAGUCCAAACACUCAAAAUGACCCCGUGGUGUAUCCGUGGAUGAAGAAAGUUCAUGUAAACAUUGUGAGUUCAAACUACACAGGAGACGAGCCAAAGCGCUCUCGGACAGCUUACACCCGCCAGCAGGUUCUGGAGCUUGAGAAGGAGUUCCACUACAACCGAUACCUGACGCGCAGGCACAGGGUGGAGAUAGCACACACACUGUGUCUGUCAGAGCGCCAGAUCAAAAUCUGGUUCCAGAACCGACGAAUGAAAUGGAAGAAGGAUCACAAAUUGCCCAACACCAAAGUCCGGUCUGGGAAUAACUGAAGCGCCCAAGCUUUAACUGGCUCCACCUGACCACCUAGAAAACGAGCCCAUCUGCUCUUUGUUGCAUUUCUGCCAUCCAAAACAACAAAGCUGUAGAUAAAAACUGUGGACUGGAAUAACCAUUACUGACUUAAGCCUGUUUAGCCUGUUUAUCUUCUCGAUAAAAAGCUUGACUGAAAGAAAACACAAAACGAUGAUGUCCCACCUCAAAUGCCCAUUGUCCAAAACAUUUUGUGUAUAAUCCACUUUCACCCUGAAUUUAAUUCAAUAGCAAAACAAUCAUGUGAGUUUUCUUUUCCUGUUCCAAGAGAAAUAAAUUGUUUCCCAGUUUUCAUCUUUAAUAACCCAAAUUUGUCAUGUUCAUUCUGUGGGUACAAAGCUGUCUGAAUGGGUGAUUAGAUUAAACAUGGUUCUGGCGUUUAGGCCUGUGGUUUUGCCAAACUACCAGCCCGGACCUAUCCAGCCACGUAAUGGAACUAUCUUUACAUCAAGAUAUGUCACACUAUGUGAAUAUACAAAAACAUGAAAUAUCUGACCUUCUUUCCCGCACAAAUGCAACUAACUCUUCCAUAGUGAAAAAAAAGGUUUAUUAGUCGAACGUUUAAAACGUGUAUGGUAUUUAUUGACCAAAUAGAGAUUUCUUAAACGUUUAAUAACAUUUUCAAUUCACAGUAUUGAUAAAAAAAAUACUUACUUUUUGAUACCGAGACUGAAAUGGAGUGCUAUUUGCUGAUAUUUAACACAAACUGCUUGAGGCAUGGGUAGGAUAAGUUAUAUAGGUAUUAGUUAAACAGUGUUUAUUGAGAGGCCCAUAAAGAUGCUUAUUCGCAAUAUAAACCAAGUAUGCACUACAAAUACAGCGCUACACAAUAUUACCUCAGCUGCACUUUUCGUUUAAUGAAGUGGCGCAUUUUCAGGCAUUCUUAUUUUGGGUAUUACGUUGUUAUAUAAAAUGCGCACAUACUUUGUCUGUCCCCUCCCCUUUCAUUAUGCUGCUUAUCCCAAGUGUUUUUUUUAAUGCAUGCUAUUUUAUUUAUAUUCCAAAGAUCUGUUUCUAACGUUGGUGUUGGUAAUAAUAAUAAUAAUAAUAAAGGUGUUGAUCUUAUUACCUCAUGGAUCGAAGUUGCUCAUCUGUGUUCGUAUGCUAUUCUUAUCUUGCAAUGAUUUGUAAAUAAUCAAUACAUACAGAAUAAAUUCUUGUCUGAAAAUAA